AAUUGUCAGAAAAUUGAAAUGGAUACAGAUGAUUGUGUUUGCCCCCCUUCGAGGAAAGCCAUGUUGAUUUUAAAAUAUCAAAAUAAUGCAUUUCAUUAUGAUGGGAUUACUGUUGUUACAGUUUGAUCCACAAACUAUUUGCAGGUAUGUUGCUUUCUGGGUAGUCCCAUUUUAUAGGAUAGGAAUAAGGUGGCAGCCUAGUAAAAGUGAAGUAGCUUAGCAAACUUAGUUCAUUUUUGACACGGUUCUGGAUGGUUGAAAUGAGUUGGCAGAUAGGGUCAUAGAACAGUUACAAAGACUAGAUACAGAUUUGAUGCAGAUUCCUCUCAACCUCCUAUUCUGCAGGGAUUUUGUUGUAUUGCUUACUUUUUAGGAUAAUGCUUGCUUCUAUUCUAUUUUCCUCAUGUCAGUAUGUGAAUAUGUAUUCCUUUAGACAUAGCUGACAUCUGCAAUGUGGACUCCAUACCAUGGGCUUGAGUUUGAUUAUUUCUUCAUAAUUAGAGGGUUUUUUUGACAAAUGGUUUACUACGUCAGAAGGAGGAUCACGAGUUUAAUUUUCCCACUAAUAUAUUUAUUUGUAUCCUCAUUGCUGAGAUAGUUUUCUUAAUGAUUUAUUACCUUUUUUCCUCUAUCUUCCUAGACUAGCAUUAAAAUUUUGAUUAUUUGUAGGUUUGGUUCCAUUAGUAGAAAAUAAAUGUUCGCAGCUUAUUGGUGUCAGCACACAACAGAUGCAGAAAUGAUAUUUUCUUGCCAUUGAAUAUUUCUCAUAAGAUGCUGAUAUUCGCAUGGCCAUUUAUCUUCCACACUACAGCACAUAAUUUAAUGAAACUGAUUUUCUGUGCUCCUACAGUUUGUGGUCUGAUGGACCACUUGUUUCCGUUGGUGUAUAGGAGACAGUAGAACAUUGUGGCAGAAUGUAGGUUUUAGGUUAGGACCUGGGUUUUGAAGAAUUCCGGAUGUUUGGGGGUUAGCAUUGGCAAGUUAUUAGACUGGUCUUUGUUUCUUCAUCUGUGAGAUAAUAGCAGUAAACCUCAGAGUUGUGAAAAUUGAAUGGAUAUAAUGUGUGUGAAGCACUUAGCAUAAUGCAUGAUAUGUAGUAAGACAUGCAAAAAAAUAGGAGUAGUUACCAUUACAAAGGAAUUUGAAGAAGGGAAGAGUCCUAGUGGGCUGGAGUAAUUGUUUUAACAAUAAUUUGGAGUUAAUCAAAAUUAAAUCAGAUCUUAGAUUCCUAUCAUCUACAAAAUACUUUUUUGGUUGCUACCAUAAUCCUUGCAUAGUUGGAAAUCUGUAAACUUUCUAGUAUUUUUUGAUUUCUGGCCCAUUUUCCCCCCACCAUUCAUGCUUAUAUUCAUAAUUUUUGGUCUCAGUCACCAUUUCUUGUGAAGCUAAUUAAAUGCAUUCUUAAAUACAUAAUAUUGUCAAUAUCCAUGUACAUUCACCGUGUCUAGGUCCGAAUCUCCAUUUACUCUAUGCUGGUCUAAUUUUUGCCAAGGCUUAGAACCAAAGACAGACUGUAGGGGUUGAUGUGGGACCUCCAGAAUGGGGAUUGCACAGAAUAAUCUUAUUUUUCCUCUAUUCUUCUAGUCUGUUAUGUUCUGAACCCACACAUGUUUUCGGAAGGACCAGAUGGCUGACACUGGCUAAUGAGAACCAAAAGACAGAAGUGAAAGUAACCUGGUUGUCACAUACCCCAGCUUAGAGGUUCUUCACCCUGCCCCAGGAUAAAUUUCUUUUUCCUCUGGAGACUUCACCCUGCUGUAUCACAAAACUUUGCUACAGCCGGGCUUAUCUGAGAUAAGGAUCCUUAAAUCAAGCGGUAGCAUUUGUUGAAUGAAAAAGAUUAUACUCAGGACUGAGAGAGAAGGAGAAGCAUCUGCCUUUAAAAGGCAGUGGAACCUUAUGGUUUAAAGCUGGGAUUUAGAGUCAGAGGUCUCGGUUCAAAUCCAGCUCUACCACUUAUGAGCUCCUUCACAAUGAACAAGUUGUUUAGCCUCUCCAGGCCUUAAUCUCUUGUUGUAAAAUGGGAACAGUAAUAAAUAAUGCAUCCUUCACAUUUCAUUCGUGAGGAAUGAAUGAAAUGUUAUGGAUAAAUUAUUUACUAUGUACCAGGCACUGUGGUAAAUACCCAACAGAGGUAUUAGCCUUUGUUACUAUUAUUAAAGAGCUCCUAAUCAAAUUAGAAGAUUAGCACAAAGAAACAAACAAGGUUUAAAAAGCCACAAAAACAUUGUCAUGUAAAACAGAAAAUUGAAUAAAAAGUGCUAAAAUAAUUGGACUCAGGCGAGUUUCUUGGGCUUUACGUAGUCAGGGUGCUCCUGGUUUAAAGAAUGACAUAAACAAAGAUAUUUAGGAGUCAUUGUAAACCUACAAGCAAAAGACAUUUAGCAGCUGACUUUCCCUGCUACAAUGUAGAGACAAGUUGACUAAGUAAAAAUAGCUAUAACCUAAAAUUAUGUAAAUCAAUCAAAAGUAGAGGCAGUCUGAAGGCCCAGCAAAAUGAGGAAACUGUAGAACUUGUCAGUAGACCCAGUGGGCAACCAGAGAGUAGUCAGAAGUGAUUACAGGGUUGUUGGGAAUGAAUGGCCAGGGGAUCCGGGAGAGAGAAAUCAUGAGGUAGGUUUUCUUCUUUGAAGGUGGGGAAAGAUCAAGUGCAGACUGAGCUGUGGCCAACGUUUGCAGACCAGGAAUCCACACUAGCUCUAAUCAGAGAGCUCUUGGUGUGCGGGAACUGCCAGUUUGCCGACGUGAAAAGAGCCCCAGACUGGGUAAUGGUGAGCCCUGAAGUCGCACCCCAGCUCUGCCACUCAGUGAGCACGGGUAAGUCAUCCACCCUCUCCGGGUGGCCUUGAUGGCCCUCCCUCCUCUGAGACUGAAAGACAGGGAGGCCAGAAAGCCCAGAGCAGCCUCCUUCCCGUCUCAGGAUAGGAAAGGAUCUCCGGAACUUACUUCACAUGGUAGCAGCUUCUACUUGUGGGUUAUAAACAACCUUCUGUUACCGGGAAAGUCAAAUUGCAACCAUAAUCACUGAUCCCAAGCAGUAAAUGUGACGGUGGUUAAUUCUACUGUGAGGGCCUGGCCACUGGUUCCCUGGAGUGUUGCACACCUUUGGAAUCGGGGCAGUUACACUAUUCUCAUUCACAAGCUUUUUCUCUGAGUUGGCCUCAUCUGAGCGCUAGAGUUGGUUGCAGAAGUGUCUUUCUAUAGUUUUCCAAGUACUUUAUGCAGACAGCAAGAAUUAACUGGUUUUUAUUACUGUCCUGUCCAUGUGUCCUAACUUUUUUCACCUCAUAAGACCAAGUUGGCUGAAGCAUGGGACCAACACUGAGUGCUUUGAAGGAAAGCUGUUUGAUUCCUGUUCACUGAAUGCCAUUUCUUUCAGGGUAGAUUUAAGGGCUCUGCCCUUAAAGUACAGUUCUUCUGACUCUAGAUUGAGGGCUCAAACCACCCCGUGGGUUAACUUCAACAGAUGAAAAUUUUUCCUUGGCUACAGCAACAUCCCUAAUCCUGACCAGCCAUGGAGAGGUUCGGUUCUUACAAGGAAAAUGAGUGAAUGUGGGAAUGGCUCACCACAUUGGGAAAACAAAACUCACAUCCUGCUGAUGGUUGGCUGAGGACUGUCAUGUCCACAUACAAAGAAAAGCAUGUGGCACAGUUUUAGGACAAAGAUAUGGUUUUGUGGAGUUUGAUGAUCUGCGUGAUGCAGAUGAUGCUGUUUAUGAACUGAAUGGCAAAGACCUUUGUGGUGAGCGAGUAAUUGUUGAGCAUGCCCGCGGUCCACGUCGAGAUGGCAGUUACGGUUCUGGACGCAAAUCCUUUGAGGCUAAGAUGACUGCCUGUUCCAUUUGCUGACCUUGGGUUACCUUUCCAUGCGUGGCUCUUUGAACCAUUGUGGCCCUUGGCUGACCAAAAACAGGAAGCCAUGUGACGACCGCAACCUUUCCCCAUUAGACCUGGGUGGUGGAUAUGGUUAUAGAAGAAGUGGCCGAGAUAAAUACGGCCCUCCUACGCGCACAGAGUACAGACUUAUUGUGGAGAAUUUGUCAAGUCGGUGCAGCUGGCAAGACCUAAAGGAUUAUAUGCGUCAGGCAGGAGAAGUGACUUAUGCAGAUGCUCACAAGGGACGCAAAAAUGAAGGGGUGAUUGAAUUUGUAUCUUAUUCUGAUAUGAAAAGAGCUUUGGAAAAGUUGGAUGGAACUGAAGUCAAUGGCAGAAAAAUCAGAUUAGUUGAGGACAAGCCAGGUUCCAGACGACGCCGAUCCUACUCCAGGAGCCGGAGCCAUUCAAGGUCUCGCUCUCGAAGCAGACAUUCCCGUAAGAGCAGAAGCCGAAGUGGCAGCAGCAAAAGCAGUCAUUCUAAGAGUAGAUCCCGGUCCAGGUCAGGCUCCCACUCCCGGAGCAAGAGCCGCAGCCGCAGCCAGAGCCGGAGUCGGAGCAAGAAGGAGAAAAGCAGGAGCCCCAGCAAGGACAACAAGAGCCGCAGUCGCAGCCGCAGUGCGGGCAAGAGCCGCAGCAAGAGCAAAGACCAAGCCGAAGAGAAGAUCCAGAACAAUGACAGCGCCGGGAAGUCCAAGAGCCGGAGUCCCAGUAGGCACAAAAGUAAAAGCAAGAGUCGGAGCAGGAGUCAGGAGAGGAGAGCAGAGGAGGAGAAGCGAGGGAGCGUGAGCAGGAGCCGGAGCCAGGAGAAGGGCAGGAGCCAGGAGAAGGGCCUCCUUAAGAGUCGCAGCCACAGCCGCAGCAGAGGGGGCAGCAGGAGCCGCAGCCGCAGCAAGAGCAAGGACAAGAGCAAGGGCAGGAAGAGAAGCAGGGAGGAGAGCCGCAGCCGCAGUCGCAGCCGCAGCAAGAGCGAGAGGAGCAGGAAGCGAGGCAGCAAGCGAGACAGCAAGGCAGGCAGCAGCAAGAAGAAGAAGAAGGAAGACACUGACCGCUCCCAGUCCCGAUCGCCAUCCCGCUCAGUGUCAAAGGAGCGGGAACACGCCAAGUCUGAGUCUGGCCAGAGGGAAGGCCGAGGGGAGAGUGAGGAUGCUGGCACCAAUCAGGAGACCCGGUCUAGGUCAAGAUCGAAUUCCAAAUCGAAACCAAACCUUCCGUCAGAAUCACGCUCCAGAUCAAAGUCGGCUUCAAAAACCCGAUCUCGGUCCAAGUCUCGAUCCAGGUCUGCUUCUAGAUCGCCCUCUCGGUCUAGAUCUAGGUCCCACUCAAGGUCCUAACUGGCUACGACCACAGCUGGAACUACCCAAGAAGUCUUUUUUGUACAUGUUUGGUAGCCGUAGCACAAGUGAUUGAAGUAGAACAUGUCACUGCUGUACAUUUUUAACUCCCCUAAUGGUGUGUCUAUAAUUGUUAAAUCUAAGUGCUUCCUCUCAGUAAAGCCUCCUGGCACCAGGCCUUCCUGCUCGACUGAAAAAAAUUUUCUCUUUGAAAACCCCCCUUUACUCAUGGCCCACAGUAGAAUAUCCAAAACGCCUUGGCUUUCAGGCCUGGCCUUUCCUACAGGGAGCUCAGUACCUGGACGGCACCAAGGCUGGAAUGAUGACAUAGGUAGGUAUGGUGAGUUCUUCAACCAUUUUUGCUCUUGAAUUGAUGCCCUUUGAUGUAUGCCAUUUAGUGAAAGUGCUAAGUCUUAAGUUUCCUACCACUUUGGUUUCAUAUUUUUGGACUUAACAAAGUUGUGAAUAGCACAGUCGAGGAAAAUUGAUACCUGCAGUAACCCAUAGGAAAUAAACUGUAGAGUUCCAUAUUCUGGUAUUGUGAUUAUAUUGUUUUAUAUUAAAAAAGAAAAUAAAAGAAUUUUUUUUAAUUUUAUUUUUCCCCGUCUUGCAAAGUAUAGUGACCCCUGUUUCCAUUAAAUUUGAAUAAAGACUAUUUUUGCUUGA
Molecule: messenger RNA, 5873 nt
Organism: Lemur catta (Ring-tailed lemur)
Lineage: Eukaryota; Metazoa; Chordata; Mammalia; Primates; Lemuridae
Gene: SRSF4
Product: serine and arginine rich splicing factor 4
Exons: 7
Coding region: 3867-5207 (446 amino acids)
Biological process (GO): mRNA splice site recognition; alternative mRNA splicing, via spliceosome
Cellular component (GO): nucleus; ribonucleoprotein complex; cytoplasm
Molecular function (GO): mRNA binding
Source: RefSeq, a predicted model, not a curated record